This is a messenger RNA of Emys orbicularis (European pond turtle), 2202 nucleotides long. RefSeq names its product stonin 1 (gene STON1). Gene Ontology annotation, biological process: regulation of endocytosis; synaptic vesicle endocytosis. Lineage: Eukaryota; Metazoa; Chordata; Testudines; Emydidae. The transcript is spliced from 3 exons. Gene Ontology annotation, molecular function: clathrin-cargo adaptor activity. The record is from RefSeq and is a predicted model, not a curated record. The coding region runs from base 1 to 2202 and encodes 733 amino acids. Gene Ontology annotation, cellular component: synaptic vesicle; clathrin-coated vesicle.
AUGUGUUCCACAUAUCCAGCAAACUGGGUCACUUUUGAUGAUGAACCCCUCUUUCAAUCUCCUCAAAAAUCAGUGGAAAAUCGUAAUACCUGUAAAGCAAAUGGUCUUAAUCUCAAUCUUGCUAAUAUGCAUGAAUCGUCCAGUAGGUCAUCUUCUACAAGCAGCACUCCACUUUCUUCUCCUAUAGCUGACUUUUACUUAAAUCCUGGACCUCCUAGUAACUCUCCACUUUCUACACCUACCAAAGAGUAUCCAGGAAAUCCCUGUAUCCCCAAAUCAGGAAUUCACAUUCUUUAUCCUAUUCCUGAAUUGUCAUCAAACAUUAACCUUCACCCACCACCUGGGACUUGUUCUUCCUUAGCUUUUCAGAAACUGAGCACUGCAGCUAAUGAUAAUCCACCUAAGAUUUUAUUCUCUAAACAAGCAACCCCAGGUGAAAUAAAUCCUACUUACCAAGAAAGCUGCAAUAAAUUAGAAGAUCAGUUGGAAUUGGAACGCUUCCAAUAUUUUCAGAAUGACUGUGCUUUUUCAACUCUAUUUUGGAAAGAGGGGUGUUCAACUAGCAUGUCUCCCUGUAAUGUUGACACACAAAGAAAGGAUAAAAAGCUUUGCAGAGGUAUUUGCCAUCCUAAAGAAAAAGACACUUGCCAUGAUCAGAAAAGUCUCAGUCAGAAUUCCUUCAGUUAUAUCUGUGAAAGGCUUGAACAUUUGCAAACUGAUACUUUGGGAAGCCUGUCUGCCUCCAGCAUACAUGCAUGGCAUAAUCUCUCUUCUUUCAUUCCACACAGUCUCUUCAGGAGCCAGAAAAAAGAUGGUUGGCCUAUCAUGCUAAGAAUUCCUGAGAAGAAGAAUAUGAUGUCAUCUCGGCAGUGGGGUCCUAUUUAUCUUAAAGUCCUACCUGGGGGCAUUUUACAAAUGUACUAUGAGAAGGGCCUUGAAAAACCUUUCAAAGAAUUCCAGCUCCAACCAUACUGUAAACUGUCAGAACCCAAGCUAGAGAACUGUAGUGUUUCAGGAAAAAUCCAUACCGUGAAGAUUGAAUAUGUGUCUUAUACAGAGAAAAGAAAAUUCCACCCCAAAGCAGAAGUGGUCCAUGAACCAGAGUUGGAGCAGAUGCUAAAAUUAGGAACCACGGAUUACAAUGUCUUCACUGACUUCCUUGCAACAGUUGAGGAAGAGUUAAUGAAGCUUCCAGCCAUCUGUAAGCAAAAGAGAAAUUAUGAGGAACAAGAAAUUAUACUAGAAAUAGUGGAUACGUUUUGGGGGAAAAUCACUAAAACAGAAGGAAAACUCGUAGAAAGUGCUGUCAUCACACACAUUUAUUGUAUGUGUUUUGUGAAUGGCAAUACUGAAUGCUUUUUUACUUUAAAUGAUCUAGAGCUUCAGAAAAGAGAUGAACGUUAUUUUGACAAGGACCUGGAGAAGAAAUGGAUUGAUAUUCUUGACUACCAUUUCCAUAAGUGUGUCAAAACACAUGAGUUUGAGCAAUCUAGAAUUAUUAAGUUUAUACCCCUGGAUGCCUGUAGAUUAGAACUGAUGCGUUUCAAGACACUGUAUAAUGGGCAAGACCUUCCAUUUUCUUUAAAGGCUGCAGUAGUUGUUCAAGGAGCAUACAUUGAACUUCAGGCUUUUAUAAACAUGUCUUCUACUUCUCUGAUUCCAGCACGUUUGCAUUCCAUGAAAUACUGUGAAAAUGUCAUGAUACGCUUUCCAGUUCCUGCACAGUGGAUCAAAGCACUUUGGACAAUGAAUCUCCAAAGACAGAAGUCCCUAAAAGCAAAAAUGAACAGAAAAACAUGCCUUGGCUCUUUACAUGAAGUUGAAUCUGAUCCUGUAAUUCAGGUCUCAAUUGGAACAGCAAAAUAUGAAAGUGCCUAUAGGGCUGUAGUGUGGAAGAUAGACAGACUUCCGGAUAAAAACUCAAGCCCAUAUCAGCCACACAGUCUGUCUUACAAACUAGAACUUGGAUCAGACCAGGAAAUACCUUCUGACUGGUAUCCAUUUGCAACUGUACAGUUUGACAUGCUUGAUGCGUGUGCCUCGGGGACUGAAGUAAAAUCGUUGGGCAUAGAGUGUGAUGUUCAGCCCCAGAAACAUUUGAACGAGAAAACUUGCUACAACUGCCAGGUUGAAAUUGAAAAGAAGUGGAUCAGGCUUGAUGGAGAAGACCCAGAUAAGGCUAGCAACUGCCUAAUGCAGUAA